AUGCUUGGUGCCGUUCACGAAGACUCGGACGCGAACGAAAUGCGCUUAUCUGGGGAAAAUCUUGAGCGGGCUCGUCAUCGCUUCGCACUUCAGCAGGCCUCGCGAGCCUAUACCCAUCUCUCCCAACGUCAGUCGAACGACCCUCAGGGCCGGGAAGUUAUAUUGAUAUGCUGCCUGCUUUUUGUCUUGUCCGAGUUGUUACUAGGACAGUAUGAUAAGGCCUUCCAACAUCUACAUAGUGGGCUUCGCAUCCUCAAAGAGACAAAGGACUAUCAUUCAAUAAUUGGUAUGCAUCUGGUCCAUAUCUUCGAACGACUCGAUAUCGAAUCCGCCCAUUUCGGGCCUGGCACUCCAUUUUUAUUCAUUAAUGAUGGCAUGCAUACUAUAGACCAUUUUUCUAGAAUGGAAAGUAUAUCAGAUGUGCACCAAAGCGUGACUCUUCUCUUGAACAUGGGUAUCCCAUUUCUCGCCCGAUGCUGGCCAUCCUCCGCUAUUGAAAUUGCAGCAGGAUACAACGAGUUAUUCCAGAAGCAGCAACAUAUUCUGUCCCUGAAUUAUGAAUUCCAACAACAUCUGAGGAUAUUCUAUCGCGACUUCUAUCACACCCUUCGUGGCCGUGACAAACUCGGUGUUGAUCUACUUCAACUCCAGAGUCUUGGACAGAUCCUCAGUUUAAAGACCUGUCUCAUCAAAGGUCCCGUACCUGCAAGCUUAACACCAGAAUAUAUGAGCCUAUUAUCGGCACAUCAGGCAUUUUUAGCCAAGUGUUUCGAUCGCCCAACCUUUACUUUAGACUACGGCGUUAUCCCAGGUUUAUGGGUGGUAGCCUCGCAGUGUCCAGACUAUUCAAUUCGAUUGCAGGCAAUCUACACCUUACACACCUGGCCUCAUUGCGAGGGGAUCAUUAAUUCUAAUUUGAUUGUCUCGAUGGCUUUAAGUUAUCUGAAAGCAGAAUUGCGGACUCAUGGUCAAUUAUACAGCUCGAUUAUAGAUGCUGAUAUGGAAGAGGAAUUAUCCAGGUUUCUAUUUGACAUAUUGGAGUCAAAGCAGCGGGUGACGAAAUGGUCGUUCAUUCGCGGAACUGAACUGAUUUCCAAAUGUUCUUAA
Molecule: messenger RNA, 1107 nt
Organism: Penicillium verhagenii
Lineage: Eukaryota; Fungi; Ascomycota; Eurotiomycetes; Eurotiales; Aspergillaceae
Exons: 1
Coding region: 1-1107 (368 amino acids)
Source: RefSeq, a predicted model, not a curated record